AUGUCGUUCCUCAAAAGGUGAGCUUUUUUUACCGACCUCUUUUUGAAUAUCUCACUGAGAGUACAAAAAUUUUGAAUGGAAGAACAUGAAAAAACUCCAUUCAUACGAUUAUUUUGUUCCUCGUUUGCUCUAUUGUUCGGUCAGCUACAGUGCAGUGCAUGUUGUUCACCACUUGUCAAGUUUUUGCUUGCCCAACCUCCCCCUGACACGUCAUCACCGGAAACUAGAAUCGAAACUGCGAAACUGCCACGUCAUAACGAAAAUCGAUCCGAUUAAACUUUCACAUUUCUGUCCAGAAGAACACAAAAACGAUCAGGCUACACCGGCACCCAGUAGCGUAUGUUUCAAAGUCGAUUUGUAUGUGUUCUGUCUCUUUUCCUCCUCUCACCGUUCGUUUUCGCGUGCGCAACACCAACACAAAACUUUUGCGCAACAACCUGACGACACCUUUGUUUAUUCUUUUUCGCGCACCAACUAACUUGGCACUACUCCAGCUUUUUUGAUCCAGUUUUAACUGUAAUUGGCCAUUUACAUGGCUACGCCGUUACUUUUGCUAAAACACGCGUAAACGGUGACUCACAUGGUUAUGAAAGUACUUUGAAACUGACAUUAGCCAAAUUUCUGUACGAAAUUAGCUCAGUUUGCAUAAAGUGUACCUUAAACCCCCCCCCCCCCUCUCUCUUUUUCCGUAACAUUUCCGAAUAAUUGUACAAAAGUCUUGUAGGGUAAUUCGGUUUCUAACCUACUGAUAAGAUACCAGUGCUCUCGUCCUAUCGUAUCUUGUGACGGGUAAGAAUGAUGAAAACACGAACCGAUAGGUGUUUGCUCGCUUGAGUCUAACUACAACGUGGCAAUCAGGUACAAAACACAGUAAUAUUAUCGCUGUUUUUGUACGCAUUCCUUACGCCCUUUUCCAAAGAAUGAACAUUUUUUGAUUUGCAUUCAUUCCGCAAUUUCCUCCCGAAAUUCUCUCCGAUUCGUUGUCAUUGACAUUGUCUCGUCGCGCACAUACACCGGAGAGUCGGUAAGAGACGCAGGACGUAGGCGUAGGGCAUACGCACAUACAUAUUUUAUUCGUAUCAUCAUCAUUGUAUCAGAAAUUCUCUUUUUCUCGGACACUUGCGGCGAAUGAAUCUUACAAUUAGCCGAAAAAAGUUGGAGAAAUGAUGAUAAAAUGUGUUAGUAAUUGGUCAUGCGAGAGUAAAUUGAGGUCCUCAAGGGCUGGAAUCAGAAGCAGAAAACCAAAGGGGGACAGGUGUGGAUAGCACUUGCCUGGAGACUCCUCCGAACCGCAAACCGGUCUGGUAUACCCUCGCUUUCUUUUGCCUCUUUCUCUUUUCCUUUUCCCGAUCCUUCCACACGCAUCAUACAGUGUACAUAGGGCACGCCACACGUUUAACAAGCCAUUUUGCCGCGUGGGGGCUUUCGCGUGAAAUGGCGCGAAGGAGAGAAGCCUGAGGACAUCCAAAUUAGCAAUCUGUCGGUCAUGUUCUCAGACACAAGAUCAAACAGUUGUUUCUCCUUCCAAAAAUUAUGAUCACGUGAUUUGAUUUGAUUUCGACGGGUGACAAAGUUCUCGUUCUUUUUGUUCCCUUAUCAAUAGGCUAUCAUUAUCAAUUAGCUGUAAAAGUGGUUCCACUUUUCGCUUUCAGCAUUCUUUCCUAAAUUGGACUUUCUCCUCCUAGUUCAAAUUCGAUGUUUGCACAAACACCGUCCCAAGCCAGCACCAGCACAACUGAUAACAACUCUUUCUCUCUCUCUCUCUCUUUUUCUCUAUCUUUUACUCUUCGACAGUCUCAUUUAUCACCGAAAUAUGAACUCUAGCCUAGUGUGGUGCCAUCUCGACGAAUAUUUAUUGGUCGCAGUCCAACCCCUUUCAUUCAUUCAUUCAGUCGUCUUGUAUUUUUGAGGUAAAGGCGUGCCUGGCUCUUUUUUCAUAUUCAAAUUACAUAACUUCUCGACUUUCAGGAAAAUGCCGGACAGUCCCAAGUUCGCGCUGGUCACCUUUGCGGUGUACGCCGUCAUCCUCUACAACGUCAACAGCUUCUUGUGGAAGUUUGUGUUCGUCGCGUUCGUCGUCUUCCGACUAUUGCGAACGGAUUUCGGAAAGAGAGCGCUGGCAACGCUUCCCAGAGAUCUUGCGUGAGUGAUGAGACCUAACAUGGAAGUAAAUUCUAAAAAAUUCACCCAUCCAUAACUUUUGAAGCACAAAAGCUGUAGGUGUAUGUAGCCUUGACCAGAGAUUAGUCAUUUCAUUUCCGUUUGCGCAGAAGGGGAGACCCCCAACAUUAUUAGGUGCAAACUUUACAUCUUUAUCACCUCCAUUCAAACGAAAAAGGACAACACGUAAACGUUUUAUUGCAGGGGACUCAAACUCUUGGUUUCGGUGAAAUCCACAAUUCGACGCAUGUUCAGUAGAAACAAGCCGAUUCAUGAAAUCUUUUUAGAUCAGGUUUGUUGCCUCGGCAUCUCUUUCCGAUUUGGCUGCCAAUCGGAGAUAAAAACGGAUGUGAGAAAUGUGUGGAAUUCUUUGCGGUGUUUUAGGUGAGAGAACAUCCGAAUAAGGUUGCCGUUGUGGAAAUCGAGACGGGAAGACAGUUGACUUAUGUGGAACUCAAUAAACUGGCCAACCAAUAUGCGAACCUGUACGCUGUGAGUUAAAACAACACACAUUCUCAAGUAUGUAGUGAAUCUGAAGCGCAAUUACGCCCAGAUUGAUCUUCUGUAACCGUUAGCCGUCUAUGUUUUGAAUCGAAAACACACAGACAAGGGUAAGACAAUGACAAGACUACAUAGACGAAACUAGAGUCUCAUCAAUUAGUCAGUGAUAAAACUAAACUAGACACCAAAUCGUAAACCUUACCGUUCUCAAUCUCAAGAUCGCAAAACAAUUUACAGAAGGAAGGAUACAAGUUGGGUGAUGUGGUCGCUUUGUUCAUGGACAAUAGCAUUGACUUUUUCGCUAUUUGGUUGGGACUUUCCAAAAUUGGAGUUGUGUCCGCGUUCAUCAACUCGAACUUGAAAUUGGAACCCCUGGCUCAUUCGAUCAACGUUUCCAAGUGUAAAUCGGUUAUUACUAACAGCACCCUGCUUAAAAGUAAGAUCGGGAAAUAUUUAACUCGGGGCAAACGCAUGUUAUUCCAGCUUACAACGCAGCUAUUGAUAAGAAACUGAUCGACUCUUCCAUCAACGUUUUCCUGGCUGGAGAUGAUUCAUUUGGUGGAUACAGAAGCCUUGGAAGAGAUCUUCAUUUGUUCUCCGAGGAAGAGCCACUCCCGGUGCCUGGAUUGGAUUUCAAGAGCGUUUUGUGCUACAUCUACACGUCAGGAACCACCGGAAACCCGAAACCAGCCGUUAUCAAGCACUUCCGCUACUUCUGGAUCUCGAUGGGUUCUGGAAAAGCGUUCGGAAUGCAGAAAAGCGACGUCGUCUACAUCACAAUGCCAAUGUACCACUCGGCCGCUGGAAUUAUGGGCAUUGGAUCGCUGAUCUCAUUCGGUACAACCGCUGUGAUCAGGAAAAAGUUCUCGGCGAGUAAUUUCUGGAAGGAUUGUGUCAAGUACAACGUGACCGCAACGCAGUACAUUGGAGAAAUUUGCCGGUAACUUGUGACGUUGAUGUACGCGUUCUUUACCGGAAACGUUUCAGAUAUUUGCUCGCUGCUAAGCCAUGCCCCGAGGAGAAACAACACAAAGUGCGAUUAAUGUGGGGAAAUGGGCUGAGAGGUCAGAUCUGGAAGGAAUUUGUCGGAAGAUUCGGGAUCAAGAGGAUUGGAGAGCUCUACGGAUCGACAGAGGGAAAUUCCAAUAUUGUAAACUUGGACAAUCAUGUCGGAUCGUGUGGAUUCAUGCCCAUCUAUCCACACAUCGGCGCAUUCUACCCCGUCCGUCUCAUCCGAGUCGAUCGUGCUUCCGGAGAACUUGUCCGCGACAAAAACGGUCUGUGCAUUCCAUGUGUGCCCGGAGAAACUGGUGAAAUGGUCGGAGUGAUCAAGGAGCAAGACGCUCUGCUCAAGUUCGAAGGAUACGUCAGCGAGGGGGACACGCAGAAGAAGAUCUACCGCAACGUGUUCAAAGAGGGCGACAAGGUCUUCGCGAGUGGCGACAUUCUUCACUGGGACGAGCUUGGCUACCUGUACUUUGUCGACCGCUGCGGAGACACUUUCCGUUGGAAAGGAGAGAACGUUUCUACGACCGAGGUUGAGGGAAUCCUUCAGCCGGUCAUGGAAGUCGAGGACGCCACCGUUUACGGAGUCACUGUAAGUGUACAACCUGUAGUCAGUUGAUAAUCCCCGCAUUGAUAAGAGCAUGAUACAUUGGUGUUUGAAUGUGCUCCGAACGUGUAGACUACAUGUACGGUCUGAUAAGAAUAAGAAUUGUUUGGUUUGGUUGCAGGUUGGAAAAAUGGAGGGACGUGCUGGUAUGGCUGGAAUUGUUGUCAAAGAGGGAACUGACGUGGAGGUGACAUACUUUCUCAUUAAUCUUUUCUAAAUUGGAUUAGUUAUUUUCAGAAAUUCCUCACUGAUAUCACAAACCGCCUUUCCGAGAAUCUUGCCUCCUACGCCAUCCCAGUUUUCAUCCGGCUCUGUAAAGAAGUCGACAGAACUGGUAUAAUCCCUCUGAUAUCAAAGACUUCUAAAUCUUCUUAAUUCAGGAACCUUCAAGCUCAAGAAAACCGACCUCCAGAAAGCGGGAUACGACUUGGACGCCUGCAAAGGAGACCCAAUCUUCUACUGGUCGGCCGCCGAUAAGGGAUACCAACCGCUCACUGAACAGAUGCAAAAAGAUAUCGAUACUGGUGUUUACAAUCGGAUUUAA
Messenger RNA from Caenorhabditis sp. 36 PRJEB53466, 4817 nucleotides. Lineage: Eukaryota; Metazoa; Nematoda; Chromadorea; Rhabditida; Rhabditidae. The record is from the annotation of a GenBank genome assembly.